AUGUCAAGCCCAAUGAACGCCCGCGAUGCAGCCAGUAAAUCUUCGCUCUCUGUCGUCCUGCGCAAGUUCAGUGUUCUUGCGCAGCGGCCCGAACCGAAGAAGUAUCCGCCGAUCUCUUCUAUCCCUCGUACAUCAGCUGCACGUCUAGCUCAAGCUGCUGAGGAUCAUAUCAUCGAUCGAGACCAUCCUGCGCCAAAGACGUAUCUGUAUCUCGCUUAUGGAUCUAACCUCGCCGCCGAGACAUUUCUGGGCGUUCGUGGCAUUAGACCUCUGUCUCAGGUGAACGUGUCGGUGCCGACGUUGGAGCUUAAGUUCAACCUUCCUGGAAUUCCUUAUCGCGAGCCAUGCUUUGCGAACGUCGAUUACAGAAAGCUUCCUGAGAAGCCAAAGCUGCCUCCCAAGGUGCCAGUUCCACCUUUUGAGCCUCCGCAGCCACCACACUCUGAGGAGAUUAGAUGGGAUGAAGGUCUUAUCGGUGUGGUCUACGAGGUGACAGAGGAGGAUUACCGCACCAUCAUCCGCACUGAAGGUGGCGGGGCUGGUUACAAAGAGAUUGUUGUGCCUUGCAUACCAUUGCCUCCCAAGAUGUCCAUUCCCGAGAAGCCAUUUCCUGAUAUCCCUCGACCCUUUCUGUCAAGAACACUUUUUGCGCCACAGAUUCCUGACAAGGACUUGCCUGAUGACCCUCGCAAACACAAGUGGUGGUAUCGCUUUCUACUCGGUCCUCAACGUGAACCUGGCUACGCACAAGCCAGUGCUCGAUAUCUCAAUCUCAUCAAAGACGGUGCCCAGGAACAUGAACUCCCCGAUGGGUAUCAGCGUUACCUGCACUCACUACAGCCAUACACGAUAACGACGUUGAGACAGAGGAUAGGAGCAUUCUUUUUCCUGUUCUUCACUGUCUUUUUCUUCGGCACGGUCAUUCUUCUGUCCAAGUUUCUGGCUGACAAGCGCGGCAGAGUGCCCCAGUGGUUGGCUGUCACCAUGACUGUGAUGUUCACUGUGGCCUGGAUGGUUUACGAUAAUGUUUUCAAGCCUGUUUUUGGAAAUGGUGAGAGGACUGAAGAGAAGGACGAGAGGAAAUCGCACGGGCGGAAACGUUCUCUGUCGGCCAUGCUUAAUCACUUCCCAUCGGCAGAUGAGGAGAAGGUGGAAUUAUUGGGCGAGUAUAACUGA
Messenger RNA from Fusarium musae, 1176 nucleotides. RefSeq lists its product as uncharacterized. Gene Ontology annotation, molecular function: gamma-glutamylcyclotransferase activity. Lineage: Eukaryota; Fungi; Ascomycota; Sordariomycetes; Hypocreales; Nectriaceae. The record is from RefSeq and is a predicted model, not a curated record. The transcript has a single exon. The coding region runs from base 1 to 1176 and encodes 391 amino acids.